Molecule: messenger RNA, 3362 nt
Organism: Drosophila mojavensis
Lineage: Eukaryota; Metazoa; Arthropoda; Insecta; Diptera; Drosophilidae
Gene: TTLL4B
Product: tubulin polyglutamylase TTLL4
Exons: 7
Coding region: 191-3175 (994 amino acids)
Biological process (GO): protein polyglutamylation; microtubule cytoskeleton organization
Cellular component (GO): cilium
Molecular function (GO): tubulin-glutamic acid ligase activity; tubulin binding
Source: RefSeq, a predicted model, not a curated record
GUUUCAGCUUGUUGUUGUCUUAAGUCGUCCGGCUUUAUGUUUGAAAAUAAAUAAAAAUUCGUAUUUUCGAUCUAGUAAUCUAAUUAAUAAAACGCAAGCAUAUUUUCGGUUUGCUUGCUCGACUAUACUAACAAAAUUAAUUGUGCGCGUGUAAAUGUAAAAGUUAUCCAAAAUUUUCUGUGAAAAACCUAUGGCACAGAUCACAACUGAUAAAAGGUCAACGCCGACGAUGCGUCCACAUACAACAUCAGGUAAUGUUGCAUCGGCCACUGCCUCUGCCACAAAGGAGAACACGGCCAGACAUCAUACAUCACAGACCCGUGGCAAGGGCAUUGAAAUUUUAGAUUUCCAUGAAUCCUGGCUAGAAGAGGUCGAACUCUACAAGGACAAGCUGGUGAUGUGCAAGCAGCUGUCUCAACACAAUCACCAAUCAUCCGCACAUCAAUCGUCACACCAAUCAUCGCAUCAAUCCCACAACUAUAGCCCCUUUAAUCCAACCCGACUGUCCCCACACACGCGGAGUGUGGCUGGCCAUUCCUCGCCCGUGGCCAGUGCCACCCAUGCGGCCGCCGCAGCAGCAGCCGUAACAACCGCCGCUACGGCAUCAACUGCCGCUGCCGCUACCAAGUUGAUUAAGGGACAAAUACAGAAGACGUCGCAUCUGGCCCACAGACGAUCAAAGUUGUCGGAUGCUUCAAAUGCAGCCAUUGCCAGCUCAGCUCAGCCCGUCAAGUCAAUGACGACCCGCAUCCUGCCGAAGUUGAACUCUGUGCCAGCUCCUGUUGUUGGUGUCCUUCAAUCAGAGCCGUAUAAGAAAGUCCAGAUGCUCUUGAAGCGUGCUCGAGAGGAUGCGCUUGCCAAGAAUUCAACGAACAGCAGUGCCAACAACAGCAACAACAGCAAGCGCUCCAAUAACACGGGCUGUCCAAGUCCACCUCGGGGAGGAAUGGCCCACAGCUCGAGUGCCACGACAAUUAAGGCGGCCAGCAAGAUUGUUGUGAAUACGUUCCAUGGCAGCAGCAUGCUGAAUGGACAGCAGCAUGACGAGAAGAGUAAAAUACUUACCCAAAACGGCCUGACCAAAUCGGCUGCCUCGGCCCUGGAAACGUCGCUCUAUGCAUCGCUCUAUGCUCAGCCAUCACAGAUGCCAUUCCAAUGCCUGAACUCACGGAUCGCAUCCGGUGAGCAUUCGAGCAACUACAUGGGCGUCUCCUUGAACAAAUGCGUUAGCAUCAACCAUGAAGGACGGCAAAACGAUGAUGAUCCCUGCGGUGCAAUUGACGAAAUUACUAGCUAUGACGAUUCGGAUUCGGAUGAGGACUAUGUGGGCACACCGUUUUAUCUGGAGGAUGAUAACGAUGAGACUAGCCAAAGCCGUCAUAUACGACUUAAACUGGAAAAGGGACCAUCCAAGACAUCGGUGGCAACGACAACCACCACAGACUCCGAAGUAUCUGUAUACUUCAAGCCGGAUUCUAUAUUAUCGCCGAGUCUAUUCCCAAAUGUGCCUCCCUAUUUAAAUUUCACAUCACAUGCCGAUAAGGGCCCACCCAUGCCGGCUGCACUGCAUCGUGUGCUCAAAUGGAAACUCAGUCCGGUCAUGCCAAAGAUUGUGAAGCGCGUGGUACUGAAUUCUGGCUUUCGCAUUAUCAAAAAUACCACAGACUGGAUGGCCGUGUGGGAGAAGCAUAUGAAGAGUCCAGGCUUCCGUACGAUACGUUCGCAUCAGAAAUAUAACCAUAUGCCCGGCUCAUUUCGUAUUGGUCGUAAGGAUACAAUGUGGCGCAGCAUUGCAAACAAUAUGAAGAAAUUCGGUAAAAAGGAAUUUGGAAUCAUGCAAAAAUCGUAUAUAAUGCCUGAUGAUUUGGAACAUCUGCGUCAAGUGUGGCCAAAGAACGCUUCAAAGCUGACCAAAUGGAUUGUGAAGCCACCGGCGAGUGCGCGCGGCACUGGCAUACGCAUUGUGAACAAGUGGAGUCAAUUCCCCAAGGAUCGCCCAUUGGUGGUGCAGAAGUAUAUUGAACGACCGUUGCUAAUCAAUGACAACAAGUUUGACAUGCGACUGUAUGUGGUGCUGACCUCCAUUAACCCGCUGCGCAUCUAUAUGUUCAAGGAUGGCUUAGCGAGAUUCGCCUCCGUCAAAUACAGCUCGGAGUUGGGCAAUCUGGAUGAGCGCUGUAUGCAUCUGACGAACUAUAGUAUAAAUAAGUUUUCACAAAAUUAUACUAAGAACGAGGAUUUCAAUGCGUGUCAAGGACACAAAUGGACACUGCAAUCUCUGUGGUCCUGCCUAGAGAAUCGUGGUGUCAAUACGAAACGCUUAUGGGCAACACUACGUAAUCUGGUUAUCCGCGGCAUAGUCAGCGGCGAAUCGGGCUUGAAUCGUAUGUAUCGGCAAAACGUGAAUUUCCGUUACAACUGUUAUGAGCUGUUCGGAUUCGAUGUGUUGCUCGAUGAAAACUUGGUGCCUUGGUUGCUCGAGAUUAACAUAUCACCAUCACUGCACUCGGAGCUGCCGCUCGAUUUGCACGUGAAGGGACCGUUAAUCCAGGCCGUAUUGAAUACGGCUCUAUAUCAAGUGCCGCCCAAGCUGAACGAACGCCAGCAGCAGGAGAUACUGGAGGAGCUGCAGAUGCAGGGACCGCUGGUCCACGACAAACGAAUCUUUACCACCUGCCUAACAGCCGAAGAGGUGCGUAAGCAUAACCACUUCACCAGUCGUGCCAUUGAGUUUCGUGAGGAAUAUGUGGAUACCAUAUUGGACAAUCUGCUGCCAGAUGAUGUUCGAUGCCUUAUUAUUGCCGAAGAUGAGCUGGCUCGGUGUAAGCCACUGGAGCGCGUCUUUCCAACGCUGGGCACACACGUUUUUCUACCUUAUUUUGAAAAUGCGCGCUACUAUAACCGCUUACUAGAUGCUUGGGAGACCAAGUACGCCAAGAAUCGUGAACAGGGCAUUGCAUUAUUGUCGCGCUUCUGCAAGGAUAAAUAUCAUUUGCAGGUCUCCGAAGCAGCGAUGGAGAAGGAACCAAAUGUAGCUCUCACUGAGAUCGAUAUGCUGCAUGUGAAAAAGGAUGAAAUUCUGGAUAACCCGACCAAUUUGCCGCUCAUUAAGGCAGCUGAGAGUAGUCAUGCAGCUUUGCAAGCAGCCAUGGCCUUUAAAGCAUCACAUCAUUGACACCGGAAGGCUGACCAUAAGUUCAAUCAGCGACUCUGCGCCAAGAAUCCAUUGUCUAUUUGUUAAUUCGUAUUGGUGCACAUGAUAACAGUAACUAUACUAACUCCAGUCUUUUAAACACACGUUGAAUUCUACAAAAUCAAAGUAAAAUCUUUACCGGUUAAUAUAUUUUCUACACAACACAAAA